AUGCACGAUGAUGACGACGAUGAGAUCUCCGGGCCUAUUCGUUCCAAGAAUGAAAUGGAUGAGAAGGCUCCUUCUAUUCCUGAGGACUAUGCCAUUGACCCAAAUACCCCGCUUGAGCUAGUUGGGGAGAUCACCGCGCUUGUGGAGUCCAGUGUAAUCAUCAAGGCCAACGUUUCGGGUGAAUUCAGAAUUUUGAAGGAUAACUCCAUGCUCUGUUUCGAGGAUAGGACCGUUUUAGGGCCAUUAUUCGAGACUUUCGGACGUUUACAAGCCCCUGUGUACAGAGUCAAGAUCUCCGAGGAGAAAUUCGAGCAGCUCAAGGACAGAAAGGGACAGAGGGUAUACUACGUGGUGCCAGACUCCCAGUUUGUGUACACCGACGGUAUCAAG
Molecule: messenger RNA, 390 nt
Organism: Babjeviella inositovora NRRL Y-12698
Lineage: Eukaryota; Fungi; Ascomycota; Pichiomycetes; Serinales
Product: RNA-binding snoRNP assembly protein
Exons: 1
Biological process (GO): ribosome biogenesis; box H/ACA snoRNP assembly; pseudouridine synthesis
Cellular component (GO): sno(s)RNA-containing ribonucleoprotein complex
Molecular function (GO): RNA binding
Source: RefSeq, a predicted model, not a curated record